AAAACAAAAACUCUCAUCAUGUCCGGAGAUUUUGCAAAUCCUUUGCGUAAAUUUAAAUUGGUGUUCUUGGGCGAACAGAGUGUGGGCAAGACAUCGCUAAUUACACGCUUCAUGUAUGACAGUUUUGAUAAUACCUAUCAGGCCACCAUCGGCAUUGAUUUCCUUUCAAAGACAAUGUACUUGGAAGAUCGUACAGUGCGCCUACAAUUAUGGGAUACUGCCGGCCAGGAACGUUUCCGUUCAUUAAUUCCAUCGUAUAUUCGCGACUCGACCGUGGCUGUGGUCGUCUAUGAUAUCACCAACACAAAUUCAUUCCAUCAAACGUCUAAGUGGAUCGAUGACGUGCGAACCGAGAGAGGCAGUGAUGUCAUUAUCAUGUUGGUUGGCAAUAAAACAGAUCUGUCGGACAAGCGGCAAGUGUCGACGGAAGAGGGUGAACGCAAGGCGAAAGAGUUGAAUGUGAUGUUUAUUGAAACAAGUGCCAAAGCCGGCUAUAAUGUGAAACAGCUGUUUCGACGUGUGGCUGCUGCAUUGCCGGGCAUGGACUCAGCGACAGAGAAUAAACCAAAUGAAGAUAUGCAAGAAAUUACACUUGACACACAAAAAGAAACAAAGGAUCCCGAAGGAGGCUGUGCCUGCUGAAUGCUGUCGCUGCUAUUAGUUUCAAUAUUCCAUU
This is a messenger RNA of Musca vetustissima, 676 nucleotides long. RefSeq names its product ras-related protein Rab6. The record is from RefSeq and is a predicted model, not a curated record. Gene Ontology annotation, molecular function: GTP binding; GTPase activity. The transcript has a single exon. Bases 19 to 642 code for a protein of 207 amino acids. NCBI's taxonomy places the organism in Eukaryota, Metazoa, Arthropoda, Insecta, Diptera, Muscidae.